AGGCGUCUCUUCAGUUUUCCUGUGUUCUACCGUUUUACGUGGAAGACAGUUGACACAAACAGUGACUGUUUUUAUGUUUUAACCACCAACAAAAUAUUGUGAAUGACACAGUGUGACUAACGGACGACUGUGUCGGGUAUAGGUGCAUUCUUUCGAUAUGAGAACAGGCUAGCAUGCUUUGUGGAAGCGUUUUCCUGAUGGAAACAGUAUUCGGAAUAUUACGGUAAAGUGCUGCUCCAGCUACAGGAAAUCACUCUCAUUACCAAACAGCGUCAACAAACUACUACCGCACGUCCAGAACACAGUCAGCGUUACAGAGACUCUCCCCACCAUGACAGAGAUGUUCUCCUCCCUCUACGGCCAGGCUGACACUCAGGGACCUCCGGGACCCUCCGCCAUGGGCUUCGGUCCCGGGAAGCCACUCGCCCCGCCGGUAGCCCAGAAUCCGGUCCACAUGUCGGUGGGGAUUCCGCACCAGUUGGUGGAUGAAGGGCCUCCGCUCAGAAAGCCUGGUGCCAUGAAUGAACCGUUUUACUUACUGCGGGAGCUGCCGAUGGAGAACGAGCUGACAGGAAACACCAACCUCAUCACACACUACAACCUGGAGCACUCAUACAACAAGUUCUGUGGCAAGAAAGUGAAGGAGAAGCUCAGCAACUUCCUCCCAGAGCUUCCUGGAAUGAUUGACAAUCCAGGUCUUCAGGAUGGAAGUUCUUUACGCUCCCUCAUCGAGAAACCUCCAGUGUGCAACAACUCCUUCAGCCCUCUGACUGGAGCCAUGCUGACUGGCUUCAGGCUACACACAGGCCCACUUCCAGAACAGUACAGACUGAUGCACAUUCAGCCUCCAAAGAAGAAGAGCAAACACAAGCACAGACACCAUCGACCCCAGGACCCUUUACCACCAGAAACACCCUCAGACUCAGACCACAGGAAAAAGAAGAAGAAGAAGGACGAUGAUCCUGACAGAAAGAAAAAGAAGAAGGAUAAGAAAAAAAAGAAGAACCGCCAUAGCCCUGACCACCCGGGCAUGACCGGCUCUCAGCCCAGCAGCAGCAGUCUGAGAUAGGAGAGAGAGAGUGUGUGUGUGUGUGUGUGUGAGAGAGAGAGACAAUUCAUUGUAAAUAGCAUUGAAACAAAAGUGGUUUUAAAUGUGUGAGUGAAGGGAGAAUGGUGUGUUUUUACUCAAAUGUUUCUGUCUGUGUGUGUGUGUGUGUGUGUGUGUGUGCACGCUAUAUGCGUCAGUAUGAAACACCUGAAAGAGAAUCGGCAGCGAACCAUGUCUGUUACACCUGUUCAUAAUCAUUCAAGUGCCUCUGUUUUUUAUUUAUCUUAUGAAGACUCAAUCAAGUACACCUUGAUAUCUUUAUGACGUUAUUAAAAAAACUUGAUAAAUGUUU
This is a messenger RNA of Colossoma macropomum (tambaqui), 1400 nucleotides long. RefSeq names its product mediator complex subunit 19b (gene med19b). Gene Ontology annotation, molecular function: transcription factor binding; transcription coregulator activity. Bases 332 to 1069 code for a protein of 245 amino acids. The transcript is spliced from 6 exons. Lineage: Eukaryota; Metazoa; Chordata; Actinopteri; Characiformes; Serrasalmidae. Gene Ontology annotation, biological process: positive regulation of transcription by RNA polymerase II. Gene Ontology annotation, cellular component: mediator complex. The record is from RefSeq and is a predicted model, not a curated record.